Messenger RNA from Nematolebias whitei (Rio pearlfish), 2657 nucleotides. RefSeq names its product inhibitor of nuclear factor kappa B kinase regulatory subunit gamma (gene ikbkg). Lineage: Eukaryota; Metazoa; Chordata; Actinopteri; Cyprinodontiformes; Rivulidae. The transcript has 14 exons. Bases 368 to 2095 code for a protein of 575 amino acids. Gene Ontology annotation, biological process: positive regulation of canonical NF-kappaB signal transduction. The record is from RefSeq and is a predicted model, not a curated record. Gene Ontology annotation, molecular function: K63-linked polyubiquitin modification-dependent protein binding. Gene Ontology annotation, cellular component: IkappaB kinase complex; nucleus; cytoplasm.
GCGAGGCUGUACUCAGGGUUAAGCCUCGGUGUAGUUCGAGCUAGCAGCGCUCGGAUCGGAUUUGAGGGGUAAGCUCCUCAGCUUUAGCGCCUGAAACGCGCCCAGGGGAGGCUACACAUCUGGACACGAUGCCGUUCGGGAGACACGUAGUUCAUUAAUAGUUAUUAUUGUUUGUUUGAGUCAAAAAGCUCCUCGCUUUGUCCAGCCGACGAUAUGCCAUAUUAGCAUGCUAAGCUAAUUAGCUAGCUGCUCCGCAUCGUCUAAUUUCUGAUUUAAAAAAACAACAAAACGGAGUUAAAUUGUUUGUUUGUGAGUUACAGCUUGACUAGUUCUUCUUCCGGACUGUAACUUUGAAAAAGAAGGAGGGAUGGUGCAGCCGCAGCCCGACGGUCCAAUGCAGUGGGACAUGUCCGGGGAGGACAGCGGAGGGGCCCUCAGGGUCCCACCAGAGCUCGCUGGCAAUGAAGUGGUGACCAGACUGCUGUGUGACAAUCAGCAGCUCCGAGAGGCUCUGCGGCAGAGCAACCUCGCUCUGCGUCAGCGCUGCGAGGAGAUGGAGGGUUGGCAGCGUAAGACCAGGGAGGAGCGCGAGUUUCUCAGCUGUCGUUUCCAAGAAGCCAGGGCGCUGGUGGAGCGGCUGGCCCAGGAGAACCACUCCUUGCAGAGCAUGGUCAACUUUCCUGCCGCCUCCUCCAACCACUGCUGCAACUCCAGCCAGACCGAAGACUUGCAGGGACGCCCGGCCAAAAACGGGCCGCUGGACGGGCCACAGACUCUGGAUCAGUGGGAGAGGAAACGAGUUGAAGACACAGAACAACAAACCCAGACCACACCACUUCGCAGCCUGCCGGUGGAGGGCGCAAACGAGUUCCUGCAGCUGCUGAAGAGCCACAAAGAGGAAAUGAAGGAAGGAACAAGGGAACUCAGGAGGAAAAAUGAAGAACUGGAGAGGAAAAAUGAAGAGCUUGAGAGGAAGAUGGAGGAGGGAGAGGAAGAGAAAGAUCACAUGCGCCGUUGCAUCGACCAACUUCGAGCCAAGCUGCUGCAGGUGCAGGCGAGUGGCGGUUCUGAAGAAACGGUUCAGCUUCGCUCUGAGGUGCAGCAUUCCUCCGACUGGUAUCGGGAGUUGGAGGAGAAGCUGGAUUACCUGCAGAAGAGCUCAGCUCAGCGCGACAGGACAGAAGCUCUGCUCAAACAGAAGGACAAGGACUGCGCUCAGCUUGCCAAAGACUGUGAGGCCCUCAAAGCUCAGGCCACCUCCCUGUUAGGAGAGCUGAACGAGAGGCAGAGCUGCCUGGAGAAAAGCGAGUACGAGCGCAAAAUACUGGAGGAGAAGCUGGUCGGCAAGAUGAAGGCGCUGCAGGCUGCAGAGAGGGAGCUGGAGCAGCAGAAGACGCAGCAUAACGUGGCCAUGGACAAGCUGAUGCUGCAGGUCCAGGGCCUGGAGCAGGCCCUGAAGACCGAGAGGCACACCGUCACAGAGGAGAAGAAAAAACUGACGCAGCUGCAGCAUGCCUACACGUGUCUGUUCAGAGACUACGAUUCCAAACUGAAGAACGAGGAAGGAGAUCUUAGCAGCCGCCUGGAGGACGCAGAGCGAGCGCUCGCCUUGAAGCAGGACCUGAUCGAUAAACUGAAGGAGGAGGUGGAGCAGCAGAAAGGUUCGCUGGAGACCGUCCCUGUCCUGACAGCGCAGGCUGAGAUCUACAAGGCAGAUUUCCUUGCGGAGCGAGAAGCGAGAGAGAAGCUGAACCAGAAGAAAGAGGAGCUGCAGGAACAGCUUAAUCGGGCUGUGGCCGAGGUCGACAAGCUCAAGAAGGAGAUCCUGUCACGUGAACGAAUGGAGCAAAUGAAGAUGAGACACGUGAAAGACUUUCCCCAGCGGCCCAACCACAUUCCUCCACCGCAAGACAUGUUUUAUGGAGGAGCCUUCAACACCGUCCCUCCGGCCCCGUCUUUUCGGAAUCAGGUACCCGUCAACGAUCGAGGAGCACCAGGAACCGAGGAGCUGCCCGAUUUAUGUUGUCCGAAGUGUAAUUACUUGGCCCCAGACAUGGACACGCUGCAGAUACACGUCAUGGACUGUAUACAGUAAUGAGCAGGAAACAGAUUUGUCGAUAUUUGCAUCCAGCUCUGACAACAGACCCCGUUUGGUUGCACCUUACUCUCUGCCAUGCAAACACACAACCCCGGUUUGGAUCUCAAUGUUAAAAAUUAAAUGUGUUCAAAUCAAAAGAAGGCAGGUCGGGGCAGUCGGAAGGCCUUAUAAUAAAGUGAAAGAGACGUCACGUUUUCCCUCUACUGCUUCGUCAAUUUGUCUUGAGCUGUAGAUUUCUCCGUCGUUCAUCCUUUUCGAGUGGUUUUAUUUUUCAUCCCAACACCUGGCCUUUUGUCCACUGACACCUCCACCCCCAUGCAUUGCUUCUGAUGAAGCUCACCGUUUUUUAUUUUGGACAUGAUUCCAGUUUCAUCAGCCUUUUCCUUUCUCGUGCAAACGAGGAGUGAACCACACGCCAUGGAGUAAACGUGUAUUUUCUGACUGCAUCCUUAAUCCAACAUAUCAGUAUUUAUCGGACCUAAUAAAAAAUGUGAUCAAUCAGGAAUGACUUCUUUUUUUUUUUCCUUUCCAAUAAAAUAAAGAUGCAUGUGAUUUUUAG